CAGGAAUCCCCCCACGAACACCAACAAUCCCAACUUCUCUCACGCAUCAUCACCAACGUCGAAAAACUCAACGAAGCAAUCAUGGUCCUGAACAAAUCCCUCCAAGAAAUCAACGUCCAAAAUAUGAACAUUGAACUCGUCGCGCAAAUGUUCAAGAAUUAUCAGAGUAAUGUGCUUUUUCACUUGGAAGGUAUGUUGUCUACAUCUACAGCAUCAACAACAAACAACAACAAACCCAUCCCAUCCAAACCUUUCAACAUAUACCCUACUUCUCUCUAUAAUUGUACACGUACAUGUACAUGUACACGUUUACGAAAAAAGUGA
This is a messenger RNA of Sphaerulina musiva SO2202, 324 nucleotides long. Its product is annotated as DASH_Dad4-domain-containing protein. Gene Ontology annotation, cellular component: mitotic spindle; DASH complex. The annotation marks the transcript as partial. NCBI's taxonomy places the organism in Eukaryota, Fungi, Ascomycota, Dothideomycetes, Mycosphaerellales, Mycosphaerellaceae. Gene Ontology annotation, biological process: attachment of spindle microtubules to kinetochore. The record is from RefSeq and is a predicted model, not a curated record. The transcript has 2 exons.